AUGUCUCUUCUCCGGCGAUUCGUCAGAGAAUCAAUCAAUUCCAGAUUUCUCCUUCAAUCGAUCUCAGGACGUUCAAUCUCCACCGUAAAUCCCAAUCCAAUUGGUCAUCCUGGUCAUCGUCGUACUACCGCCGAAUUCGAUAACCUCAUAUUCGAAGCUGGAAGCUCCGGUGAUUUCGAAGCCGUACGCCGUCUACUCAACACCCGCGUCGUAAACGCUUGUUUCAACACAACCGCCACAUUCAAAUUCCUAACAAACACCGAAUCUUACUCCUCCUCCUUAGAAGAUCUCCGCCGUGUUUUGCCUCAGACCGACGCCGGCUACACUCGGAAACACGCAUACGAAACUCUCAUCGCUCCUCUCAACCUCCACGUUUCACCCGAUCUUAAACACGCUCACGAAGAAGAACAAGAUCGAGGAAGCGUGGCGCGUCGUGAAACUGAUGAGAUCUCACGGGGUUCCGAUGGACGUGACGUCAUACAAUUACUUUUUGACUUCGCAUUGUUACGACGGCGACGUGGCGGAGGCGAGCAAGGUGUUGAGGAAGAUGGAGGAAGACGAGGAGGGAAAGGUUAUUNCAGUUCUCCGCUUCAUAACAGAUCCCAUCCUACUACUAUACCGUUAAAGCCUUCACCUUUUGUGCCCAACAUCUCUCUGAUUAGUUCAAGGAGGUCACUUUUAAGCAGAAGAAGACUAGUUUUAUCUUGUGUUGAGAAAAACGACAGUUCUAUCACAACAACAUCUGUUGAUUCCUCUCCCUCUUCGGAUUCUUCUAGUAAACCAGCAAGUGAAUCAGUUGAAUCAGGAAGCAAUGGCUCAGCUAAAAAAGCACCAUUGACGGCAAGAGAGAGAUUAAAAGCAGCUCGGGUUCUUAGCCGAUACACUGAAGCAACACCUAAACCUUCAAAACCUAAGAUGGGAAGCCAGCUUCUUGAUGUGCUCAAGGAAAGUGAUAAGAAAACAAAGAGGAAACCGGGUUUACCCGAAGCACCAACCAACAUGCUUGAUGAUAGCAGGAGAGGGAUGCCAAAGAACGGCCUUACGUUUGAUUUACCCGGAGGCUCAGAUAUUCUCAUCAUUGCUUUCUCCUUUGUGUUCAUAAGCACUGUGAUGUUUGCUACUACUUUUCUUGUUUGGAAACUCGGUGCUAUACACUNCUUUUAG
Messenger RNA from Camelina sativa (false flax), 1164 nucleotides. Lineage: Eukaryota; Viridiplantae; Streptophyta; Magnoliopsida; Brassicales; Brassicaceae. The record is from RefSeq and is a predicted model, not a curated record.